AAACCCUAUUGAGAGCUCUCGGCCGCUUACGGCGUAACCGUCACAUGGUCGAACCGAGUCCGGGGCGGGUAUUUAAGGAGCGGCGGCGCGCCUUCAGCACCACUUCGCUGUCCACGGUCCCGCAGAGCGCACGUCCAGGACGCACCGGCACCGGCUCCAGCUCCAGCUUCGAGACACAACAGCGUGCGACCCCGUCCGCCAACAUGCCCCGGUCUUUCCUGGUGGAUUCCUUGAUUUUAAGGGAGACCAACGACAAAGGCAGCGACACCAGCUCCCCCGACGCGGUGCCCCCGGCGCCCCACCCGCCCCCCGCGCUGCCGGCCUCCUGUCACUCCAGGAAGGCCGGGCUCCUGUGCUUCUGCCCGCUGUGCAUGACCGCGUCCCAGCUCCACCCGUCUCCACCCGCGCUGCCUCUGCUCAAGGCGUCGUUCUCGCCCUUCAGCUCACAGUACUGCCACUCCGCCCUGUCCAGGCAACACUCCACGGCCAACAGCGUCAACCUCAGCCACGGACCCGGGAUUUACCAGGCGGCGUACACGGUGCCAGACCCGCGGCAGUUCCACUGCAUCUCCAUCGAAAACACCAACAGCAAACUUCAGAGCAGCAAACGCAUGCGCACCGCCUUCACCAGCACACAACUCCUGGAGCUGGAGCGCGAGUUCACCUCCAACAUGUACCUGUCCAGACUGAGGCGCAUCGAGAUCGCCACCUACCUGAACUUGUCCGAGAAGCAGGUGAAGAUCUGGUUCCAGAACCGCAGGGUGAAGCACAAAAAGGAAGAAGGCGGCGGCGGCGGCGGCCAGAGGGGCGGCUCGCACGGCUGCAAGUGCUCGUCCCUGUCCACGGCCAGGUGCUCGGAGGAGGAGGAGGACGACAUGCCCAUAUCGCCGUCCUCGUCCGAGAAGGAGGACGCAGACCUGUCUGUGUCUCCAUGAACCGAAUCGAACUGAACCGAACCGAAUCGAACUCCUCCAGACUCUGAAA
Messenger RNA from Cynoglossus semilaevis (tongue sole), 984 nucleotides. RefSeq names its product GS homeobox 1 (gene gsx1). Gene Ontology annotation, molecular function: DNA-binding transcription factor activity, RNA polymerase II-specific; sequence-specific double-stranded DNA binding. The record is from RefSeq and is a predicted model, not a curated record. Lineage: Eukaryota; Metazoa; Chordata; Actinopteri; Pleuronectiformes; Cynoglossidae. Gene Ontology annotation, biological process: regulation of DNA-templated transcription. Gene Ontology annotation, cellular component: nucleus.